AUUUUCAUGUUUGUUUACUUUUUAGCAUUGUUCAGUGUUAAGAAAAACAGUGGCUAAUCACUUAGAUGUUAUGAUUGGGAUUCACAUUUGAGCACAAGCACCAUCAUGUAACUUAUAAUCGUUUUUGUAUUCUUCAUUACUUUCAGACUUUGCUCACCAAAAUUAUUUACAACUUUACAAGGACAGAAAUCUAAUGGCAACAUCAUCGAGUGCAAAAAAAGCUGCAAUUAGGGUUUUAUCGUAUCAUAUAGGCACAAGAAAAAUAAGAACUUCGAUUUCGCAAAUCCGAAAAUUUUCUGGUUUUGAAGAUAGGGAACAUAAUUGGGCUCAGUUUGCUGACGAUCAUGUUUCAACUAAAGCUGUUGUAUGGCCGGAUGAAACUAUGGGUCCGCUGAAUACGCCGGACUUCCGAUUCGCUCUACCUGGAAAUAUCGGUGUCACGAAAGAGGACAAAGCAGUGGAACGUAAUAGACCAGUAGAUACCCAAGCUGAAGUUCUGCCUGAAGGAAUAGCAGAACGUCACCUCACUGUUAUAUCCCAACUUAUAGCAGAAUCAGAUUACCUUGACCCUGAUAGUCAAACUGAUACUGAUAUGGCCGAUUGUAUUUUACGAAAGUAUUUUGAAAAUGCAAGGGUUGAACUUGCAAUGCAAGAUUGCCCUCAUAUGAUUUACAAAGAUUUUGCGUCGUUUUUUCCAGAUAUGCCACAAAAUGGGAAGUUAACCAUUGUUACAAUAACGCAACGAACUGACAACGAUAUGUCUGGAUGGACGGAAUCCGUUGAUGAAGAACGCGAAAAACUUUUAGAAAACUUUAUGUCCACUGCAACAGAAAUAUGCCAUACGUUAAAAGCACAUAAUUAUUGGUGCGAUUAUGUGGAUCCAUCCUCAGGCCAGCCAUUUUUUGGGCCGUAUACUAACACUACAUUUUAUGAAACUGAUGAACGUUAUCGCCACCUAGGGUUCGAAAUUGAAGAUUUGGGCUGUUGUAAAGUCAUAUACCAUAAAAAAUGGGGCGCGAAAGUAUUUGUGGGAAGUAUUUUCACAAUGGCUCCUAAGGAGCAUGCUGUCAUGCAAAAUCUACUCAAACUUCUUGAUUAGUUUAACUGUUUUAUUAUUCCUCGCCUAUGAUUAAAUCUAGUGGUUAUUUCUUAAUAUUUUUAUGAGCUUCUUUUAAUGUCUUUGCUCGAAAAAAAGCUCGGCACAAGCGGACGCUUUCUAAAAUUAACUGGGUUAGGAGUUGAUGAAAUCUUGAUUAGUUCAACUAUAUUAUUCAAUCUCGCCUAUGAUAUACUUUUUUUUAUUCAGGAGUUAAAUCUAGGGUUCAUUUCCUAAUAUUAUUAUGAUCCUCUUUUCGUGUCUUUGCUGUGAUAAAAGCUCAGCAUACUUGCUAAUUACAACUGGGUUAGGAAUUGCUGGAAUCUUGUUUGUCAAACCAAGUUCAGCUGCCCAGUUUAGGUAAGGUUAUCUAAUAUGUUUCUACAAUGGCAUUGCAUUGUGUGCUCAUUUCAAUCUGAUUGUUAUGUAACACAUGUUUCAUAACCAUUGCUGAAUUCAAAAAUUUAUUUGAACUUAGUUAUGUCUUUUAAUAAUAUGUGUGAACACAACUUGCCUUGUUAAUCUGAGUCAAUAUUAAUCAAAAUCCUAUAAAUUUGGAUAAAUUAAUGCUCAUUCUAGUUAGAAAAGAGCUGAAAUGUUCGCAGAAUUAUAUGUUGAACUACCGUAAGCAUCUCAAGUAUAGGAAUAAUAAAAUAUUCCAUAGGCAUGUACGUAGAUAGAUAAAGCUGUGUAAUUUGCCGAUGGUCAAACUAGGCACCUAUUAACAGCAAGUAAUAUCUCACAUAUGUUUUCUCACAAUUUGUAUCCCCUUCAUAGUUUAUUCCGAUGGCUUUUUUUUUUGUACAUGCCACGCCAAUUUGUUUAUUUAGAAAGACGAUUCAAUGAAUCUAAUAUUCAUUUGAAAAACAAUAAUUCCAUCAUUAUAUAUUGCAAAUCAAAUAAUGUUAAUUAUUUGUGACUGAGUCCUGUAUUAUCAGGCUCUUUUUGACCCUCGUGUGUAUAGGAUAGAUAUUUCGUUACUCAAGUAAAUUAUUUGCUUUCUUGGUCUCAGUAUAAUUCAAGUGCAGGAUUGAUAUGGAUUAAUUGUGCCCUCUCCUUGUGCUUUAAAAUAAUUGCUAUAUUUGGUACAGUCAAGUUGAAUAUUUUUAUAAAUGUUCGACUAUCCAAGUUAAAAAUACAUUUAUGAAUGCUGUAUGCGUGUUCAUAUAAAAUUGGUAACUGAUAAUAAAUUCAACUAUCAACCUAACUAACAUUGUGCACUGGCCAAGUCUACCUAAAAACAAGGAUUUUAGGGUACCUUUCUGGUGUAGCUAUAUAACAGUGUUACCAUUAGCAGUGUGUACCUCUUAGCUAACAAAGCCCUUGUUGAAAAACCCUUGUUCAAGGGUGAGAGCUCCCAAUAAAAUUAAUGAUAGGCCAUGGCAUUUGCAUUGAAAAAACUUGAAUUUCUACCUGGAAUUUCAUUUGUAAACUAGUGUAGAAUAUCUAAGAGCUGGCCCUUGUUUUACUGAGUUUCGUGCUAAUAACUAUUUCAUCAACGUUGUUGAUUUGUUUAAGCUGAAAGAAUAAAAUAAAUUUACUGUGAACUUGA
Messenger RNA from Styela clava, 2648 nucleotides. Its product is annotated as cobalamin trafficking protein CblD-like. The record is from RefSeq and is a predicted model, not a curated record. Gene Ontology annotation, biological process: cobalamin metabolic process. Lineage: Eukaryota; Metazoa; Chordata; Ascidiacea; Stolidobranchia; Styelidae. Gene Ontology annotation, cellular component: mitochondrion.